Molecule: messenger RNA, 1184 nt
Organism: Momordica charantia (bitter melon)
Lineage: Eukaryota; Viridiplantae; Streptophyta; Magnoliopsida; Cucurbitales; Cucurbitaceae
Source: RefSeq, a predicted model, not a curated record
CCCUGUCAAAAAGAUGGAGCCAUAGAGUGUUCACUCCGAGACCAUAGCAUGCCAUCGAUGGCAAUGGCGAUACUUCAGCCACACACUUCACCUUCUGCGAUUCCAUCUUCCUCCGCUUCAUUCUACGGGAGUUCUCUUCAGCAACCCCGUUUAUCAAAUCUUCGAAACAGCCGCUCCGUUCCCUAUCGCUCCACUUGCAAAGCUUCCUGGCAGGAGCUUGCGGGGGUUCUGAUAUUCUCCGCUAUUCCCUUCACGGCUGUGAAAGCCAUCGCCAAUAGUCCACUCGGAGAGUCGCUCCAGAGACAAAUGGAAAAGAAGAAAGAAGCUGCCAUAGCCAACUCUUCCAAGUUCAAGGCUCUCGCUAGGGAGGCUAGAAAAGAUAGUUCCUGGUAUGGAGAAGAGCGUCCUCGCUGGCUUGGUCCAAUACCAUAUGAGUAUCCAAAAUAUCUAACAGGUGAUCUGCCAGGUGACUAUGGGUUCGACAUUGCAGGCCUGAGCAAGGAUCCCGUGGCUUUUCAGAAGUACUUCAACUUUGAAAUACUGCAUGCUCGUUGGGCUAUGUUGGCAUCCCUUGGGGCUUUAAUACCAGAGAUCCUAGAUAUUUCUGGAGCAUUUCAUUUCAGCGAACCCAUCUGGUGGCGUGUAGGCUAUUCAAAGCUUAAGGUUGGUCCUGAGUACGCAAGAUAUUGUGGUAUAGAGGCAUUGGAGCCCCUGGGAAUAUACCUGCCCGGGGAUAUAAAUUAUCCAGGUGGUGUGUUGUUUGAUCCCUUGAACCUGUCCAAGGAUGCUGCAGCAUUUGAGGAACUGAAGGUAAAAGAGAUUAAAAAUGGGCGGUUAGCCAUGGUUGCCUGGCUAGGAUUUUACAGUCAAGCAGCAUUGACGGGUAAGGGACCAGUCCAAAACCUUCUCGAACAUAUUUCUGAUCCUUUCCACAAUAACUUCCUUUCCCUGCUCAACUCUUGGUAAAGUAGUUAAUCAUCGGAAUGUUUAUAUAAUAUAGAUAUAGUUUCUUCAAAUCUGUAAAGUGUUCAUAGGGAUGGACAAUGUAUCAUAUGGGUGUUCUAGAUGGGUGGUUAUUGCUGAACGAGUUGAUACUUGAUAUAGAUGGGUGGUUAUAUCUCAAUGAGUUGAUACUUGAUGAUGUGGUUAUUAUAUCUACCUUAUAUAUCAAGUAUCUUUGAAAA